UCUAAUUAGGGUUUUUAUCUCUCCUUCUUAACUGACUAACUUCCUCAUUCCAAUCUCUAGUCUAGUUUCAGCUUCUUCUUUUGGGGGCGAUGAAAGAUAAAAAGAAAGCUGCAAAAAUAGGGAUCGGCGAAGAUGUUACAGUUUCUGAUAGGAUCAGUUAUUUACCUGACGAUUUGCUCUUCCGAAUCCUCUCACUAGUCCCAAUAACCGAAGCAGUUAAUACAAGCAUACUCUCUAAACGAUGGACAUCUGUGUGGAAGAUGAUGCCAAUGCUUGAGUACGAUGCAAAAUCUUGUAGCUUUAUAAAAUUUUGUAGAAGGUCACUGAAAUUACAUGAAGCUCCAGUUCUCCAAACCCUAACUAUUAGACAGAAGGAACAGACGAGUUAUCAUCUUAAACUCCCAAACACAGUCUUCCAAAAACUCGUGGUCCUGAAACUCUACAAUAUCACUCGUCUUGAUUUUUCUGGUAAGUCAUCGCUUUGUUUCCGGUCCAUGAAAAGUCUACACCUCACACGUGUGAGGUUCCAUGGGAAAGAAUAUUUCUGCAGGCUAGUAUCGUCUUGUCCUGUUCUUGACGAGCUCUUCUUGGAUACCGUUACCACUGACCUCCGCUGUUGCUGUUCAUUUACCGCUUGCAAAUCUGUAUUCACCAUAUCGGUCCCUUCUCUAGAGAGAUUGGAGAUAAAAGAUUAUUCUUCUGUUAGCACUUAUCCUAGCAAGGCCUCUAGGUUCAAGAUUAAUGCUCCUUCUUUGAAGAACUUAAAUUUAUACAUCAACGGUAGCAAUUUCGAGUUUUAUGAGGAACGGCCCAAGUUGGUGGAGGCUAGUCUCCUUGUUGAUUCUUCUCAAACUGACAACCUUUUCAGAUUUCUUACUUCCGUGGAGUUUCUUUCCAUACAUUUAUAUCCUACCAAGGUAACUCACAUCAUCUUUCACAGCCAGUCUUAUUUUAAAUUUUAA
This is a messenger RNA of Raphanus sativus (radish), 962 nucleotides long. Its product is annotated as putative F-box/FBD/LRR-repeat protein At5g56810. Gene Ontology annotation, molecular function: protein binding. The transcript has a single exon. Lineage: Eukaryota; Viridiplantae; Streptophyta; Magnoliopsida; Brassicales; Brassicaceae. The record is from RefSeq and is a predicted model, not a curated record. The coding region runs from base 90 to 962 and encodes 290 amino acids.